This is a messenger RNA of Conger conger (European conger), 1216 nucleotides long. RefSeq names its product leucine rich repeat containing 51 (gene lrrc51). NCBI's taxonomy places the organism in Eukaryota, Metazoa, Chordata, Actinopteri, Anguilliformes, Congridae. Bases 490 to 1053 code for a protein of 187 amino acids. The record is from RefSeq and is a predicted model, not a curated record. The transcript has 4 exons. Gene Ontology annotation, molecular function: protein binding.
UUUUCUGAGUUUUCUGAGACUUUAUCGUUGUCGGCAGUGUAAAGCGUGUAACUAGCUAACGUUAACUCGCAAGCUAGCUAGAUAGGAUGAUUUGAAGAUGUCAAGGACAUUCCGGAUAAUUUCAUUUAGCGGUUUAUGAACAGUAACGUUAAACAGAAUGAUGAAAUUAUUUACUCAAUGAACGGUAAAUAGCUAGCUACGGCUAACAGCAUCAUAUUCAGCGAUAGCCAAUGUUAAAAGCGUUCAUAGCUAUCUAGCUAACGGCAAUUGCAAUAAAUUAAUAUAUAUGGCUAAGUUAACGAUAACAGAAAAUGGUCAACAUUGACUGCCAACAUUGCUAUAACGUUAGCUAAAUUUAGCUAACUGUUAGCUAAGUGGUAAACUCGUAUAGCUAGCUAGCAGCCAACCGAGCUAACUUAACACCAUUUCACUUGAAAUAACGUUAGGUGUGUUUUAACUUUUACCAUUCGGGCUAGCCAGGUGUGAAAAAUGUAUGGAACUCGGGGGAAAAUGUAUGCUGCACCGGUGGAUUUAUCUUUCAAACAAAUAAACUCAAUGGCAGAAGCGCUGACGGAGGAGCACAGACAAGGUUUGCGGCCGUUGGAGCGCAAUGAAGAGCAGAAGUUCUGCACUCAAGCUUUGAGGCUGAACAAUAACAAAAUCAAAGACCUGACUGGUUUCAGUGACGCCAUAACCACAUUGCUCAGCGAGCCAUUCCAGUUAGCUUGGGUCGACCUGUCCUACAACCUCAUACCUCGCAUAGAUCCAGUGUUGACUGAGCUGCCUGAAUUGCGUGUCUUGUACCUCCAUGGAAACAAAAUUGCCAAGCUUUCAGAGGUGGACAAGCUCGGAGUUUUGCCUUGUCUCCACACAUUAACACUGCAUGGCAAUGCUGUUGAAAAUGAGAAAGGUUACAGGGGUUACCUGAUCAAAAUGCUGCCUCAUCUGAAGUCCAUAGAUUUCUGUACUGUAACCAAGGAGGAGACAGUUAUGGCAAAGAUUUGGCAUAGAACUACUGCCAGAAGCAAGGCCACUCAGAGGAGUCAACAAUGAGACCCAAACUCAACACCCCGUCCAAGGAACAAACAGUCCUGCACAAGAAUGCAAAAAACGAAUAAGGGCUGUGGACAAUGGAGACAAUAUAAAUAUUAUAGUGUGAUAUCAUGUUGGCUCAAUGUAACACUAUUUGAAAUAAAGUGUCAUUUGAGAGAAAUAA